Acanthosepion pharaonis is the source of this 588-nucleotide messenger RNA. Lineage: Eukaryota; Metazoa; Mollusca; Cephalopoda; Sepiida; Sepiidae. The record is from the annotation of a GenBank genome assembly.
AUGUUUAAUUGUCUUUAUCUACUGACCUUUCAUUCUUUUAAUCUACCUGUAUUUUCCUCGGUUGCCAGCUGCUAUCGUGCUCGCAAAGAAACAGUCCACCGGAAUAUCUCAGCCAAAAAUAACCACCAAUCGAAAAGCAGGAAGAGAAAGUCGGUUUCUUCACCAAUCAGAAUACGAGAAGAGGCAGUCGCUUUCUUCCCCCCACUGUCUCUGUUUGUCCUUAUUAGUCUCUAUUGUCAGCUCCUUCUCUCUUUCUUUGCCUUUCUUUCCUUCUUUAGUCAAACUCAAUUUUUCUCUUUUCUUUUUUUUAUCUGUCUGAUUUUAUUUAAGGGUGAAACUUUCUCUUUCUCUCUUUCUUUCUUUCUUUCUUUCUUUCUUUCUUUCUUUCUUUCUUUCUUUCUCUCUCUCUCUCCCUCUCUCUCUCUCUCUCUCUCUCUCUUAGCCGUCUUUUCUAUGUACAUGUCUCUCCUUCCCGCUCUAUUUCCUGUCCUAUUUUUAAAUGGCAAUCCUCACCCCCUUUCUCUCUCUUUCUCUCUCUCGCUCUCUCUCUCUCUCUCUCUCUGUAUACCAUGUCUCUUCAGAAAUUAG